Molecule: messenger RNA, 366 nt
Organism: Cotesia congregata
Lineage: Eukaryota; Metazoa; Arthropoda; Insecta; Hymenoptera; Braconidae
Source: the annotation of a GenBank genome assembly
AUGAACUUAAUUACGAAGUUAUAUUGGCAUACUAACGUAAAGGACUUUGUUACGGGCUUGAGCAUACUAUCACGUGGAUCAAUAGACGAAAAGCUUCGCUGGACAUUUUCGCUUUAUGACAUAAAUGGAGAUGGCUGUAUCACACGAGAUGAAAUGACGGAUAUCGUGACUGCGGUUUAUGAACUGAUGGGAAAAUUUUCUGACCCCAAUAUGGAUACUGAUGGUGUGAGAGAGCGAGUCGAUAGAAUAUUUCAGAAAAUGGACGGCAACAAAGAUGGCGUGGUGACACUAACUGAAUUUUUGGACGCGUGUCGCUCUGACCCUGAGAUAUCAGCAUCAAUGGCUGCCCUGGACACGGCUUUCUGA